AUGAGAAGAAGAUCUCAGGCCGUGAUUCCCGACUCGGAGGAUGACGCAUUUCUCAGUGGCACGUCAUUGAGAAAUUCCUCGCUCCCUCGUCGACAAGAACCCCAGCGGAAGACUUCGCAUUCCAGGACACGGUCCUCUCGCGUCAUCCCAGAUUCCGAAGAUGAUGGCCUUGUUGGUCUAGAUCUGGAACCUUCCAACUCAUCUGCUACGCAGAAUGACUCUACAAUGACCGUGAAGGUCGUCAUUCCCUCUAAAAAAGAUGUUUCACCCAGUGAGUCCUGCGGCUCGUCAGGCAUGCCGUCCACCGAUGGGACCACAGGCUGCAGUACCCCGGCGACCAGUGUCGGAACUCCUGCAGAGUCUAGCAUCAAGCGAACCCGGGGCCGUGUGAGUGCAUCGGACCGCGCUCAAAGCCUUCGCGCAAGCACCAUGACCAGAAGAGCGUCUCUCAGAAACCAACGUGGGACGAAGAGAUCCGCCGAGGCUGCCGCCCUUUCGGAGGAUGAAAUAAGCCUCGAAACGUCUGAUGCUGCCAUAGCCUAUGCUCUUCAGAUGGAGGAGUAUGAGCAGCCUCUACCUAAGAGACAGAAAACUGCAGCUCCAAAGCGGUCCUCGCAAAAGGCUCAACCCGCACAGGAAAUCCUGGAUGUCUCAAGUGACAGUGAAUUGUCCGAAUGGGAUAUCAUUGACAAGUCAUUGAACUCGGAGGACGAUCUUGAUGAGAAUUCGGAUUCGGAAUACGACGGGGAAGAGCGACAAGAGCGAGAAGAAGGGCAACAGGAUGGCGAAGACGCAGAGGAAGCCGACGAAGAAAUGGACGAAGGAAACGAGUCUGAAUUGCCCCUGAGUUGGGAAGAGCAGCGCAAAGCACGCCGGAUGCUUGCCGACCGGAAAAAGCUGGAGAAAAAGCAUCCAGCCAUUGUGACCAUGUGGGAUAAGCUGAAGGCUACACCUAUCAUCACGCCCAAGGCCGCUCAGCAGCCAGAAUCCAUUACUCGCAAGCUCAAACCCUUCCAAUUGGAAGGUUUGAACUGGAUGAUGGAACAGGAAAAGACCGAAUACCGAGGGGGUCUCCUUGGUGAUGAGAUGGGCAUGGGCAAGACAAUCCAAGCUGUUUCGCUCAUCAUGUCCGAUUUUCCUCAGCGUGAGCCGACCCUCGUCAUUGUGCCACCCGUCGCUCUGAUGCAGUGGGUCUCUGAGAUUAAAGAAUACACCAAUGGCAAAUUGAAGGUUUGCGUCUACCACAACUCAGAUUCAAAGGUCAAGAAGCUUUCGCGGUCGGAUUUGCGGAAGUACAACGUCAUCAUGAUUUCUUACUCGAGUCUUGAAUCCAUUCACAGAAAACAGGAGAAGGGUUGGACUCGUGGAAAUGGAACCGUGAAAGAAGAUAGUGUCAUUCAUUCGAUCAACUAUCACCGGCUUAUCCUUGACGAAGCACACAGUAUCAAGCAACGCACUACGGGUGUGGCCAAAGCUUGCUUUGCCCUGAAUGCUUCGUACAAGUGGUGUUUGUCCGGCACUCCCGUGCAAAAUAGGAUUGGAGAGUUCUUCUCCCUUUUGCGCUUCCUACAAGUCAAGCCCUUUGCCUGUUACUUCUGCAAGCAAUGCCCCUGUGAACAGCUCCAAUGGUCUGCGAAUAAGCAGGGCCGUUGCACGCAAUGUGGACAUACUGGCUUCAACCAUAUCUCGCUCUUCAACAAAGAAAUCUUGAAUCCAAUCACGGAGGGACGAUCCACUACAGAACGUAAGGAAGGAUUGGCAAAGCUUCGCUUGAUCACCGACCAUAUCAUGCUCCGACGCAUGAAGGAGGAACAUACAUCUUCGAUGGAACUUCCACCGAAACGUAUCACCAUUCAUAACGAGUUCUUCGGCGAGAUCGAACAUGAUUUCUCCCGCAGUAUCAUGACCAACUCUUCGCGUCAGUUCGAUACCUACGUCAGCCGAGGUGUGAUGCUCAACAACUAUGCCAACAUUUUUGGUUUGAUCAUGCAGAUGCGACAGGUAGCCAACCAUCCGGAUCUUAUCUUGAAGAAACACGUGCAGCCCGGAUUUAAUAUCUUGGUCUGCCGCGUUUGCGAUGAGCCUGCUGAGGAUGCGAUUCGGUCGCGCUGUCGUCAUGAGUUUUGCCGCAAGUGUGCGAAGGACUACAUCCAGUCUUUUGACGACGCCUCGAUGGUAGACUGCCCCCAGUGUCACAUUCCUCUCUCGAUUGAUCUAGAACAGCCAACUAUCGAACAAUCUGGGGAAUCUGUCAAGAAGAAUUCGAUCAUCAACCGCAUUCUGAUGGAUGAUUGGACGUCUUCCACCAAGAUCGAAACGCUGCUGUAUGAGCUCUAUCUGCAACGAACCAAGAGCCACACGCCAAAGUCGAUCAUUUUUUCGCAAUUCACCUCGAUGCUCCAGCUUGUGGAGUGGCGCCUGCGCCAUGCAGGGUUCAACACGGUCAUGCUCGAUGGAACCAUGACACCAGCGCAGCGCCAGAAGUCCAUUGAGCAUUUCAUGAAGAAUGCCGAUGUGGAGGUGUUCCUGGUCUCACUGAAAGCGGGAGGUGUGGCGCUAAACUUGACCGAGGCAUCUCGAGUGUUCAUUGUGGAUCCGUGGUGGAACCCUGCGGCCGAAUGGCAGAGUGCGGACCGCAGUCAUCGUAUUGGUCAACAACGACCAUGCGUGAUUACCCGACUUACCAUUGAAGAUUCGGUCGAAUCUAGAAUUGUUCAGCUUCAGGAAAAGAAGGCGAACCUCAUCCGGGGCACUAUCAAUAAAGACCAGGAUAAGGCGCUGGAGAAACUGACUCCUGAAGAUAUGCAGUUCUUGUUCCGAGGCUCAUAG
This is a messenger RNA of Penicillium cataractarum, 2829 nucleotides long. RefSeq names its product DNA repair protein RAD16. The coding region runs from base 1 to 2829 and encodes 942 amino acids. Gene Ontology annotation, molecular function: metal ion binding; ATP-dependent chromatin remodeler activity; ATP binding. Lineage: Eukaryota; Fungi; Ascomycota; Eurotiomycetes; Eurotiales; Aspergillaceae. The record is from RefSeq and is a predicted model, not a curated record. The transcript is spliced from 10 exons.